Dermochelys coriacea (leatherback sea turtle) is the source of this 640-nucleotide messenger RNA. It is a transcript of the gene FGF4, whose product is annotated as fibroblast growth factor 4. Lineage: Eukaryota; Metazoa; Chordata; Testudines; Dermochelyidae. The coding region runs from base 29 to 619 and encodes 196 amino acids. Gene Ontology annotation, cellular component: cytoplasm. Gene Ontology annotation, biological process: animal organ morphogenesis; fibroblast growth factor receptor signaling pathway; positive regulation of gene expression. Gene Ontology annotation, molecular function: fibroblast growth factor receptor binding; growth factor activity. The record is from RefSeq and is a predicted model, not a curated record. The transcript has 3 exons.
GACUCCCUUCUAACCACGUGUGCUGCCCAUGUUGAUCAGGAUGACUCUCCCCUCGGCCUUCUUGCCAAUCUUGCUCCUGGGACUGCUUUCGCCUUGGGUGGUGCGCUGCGUUCCUUUCUCUGCCCAGCACAACGACACCCUGGAGUGGCGCUGGGAGACUCUCUUCUCUCGCUCCAUGGCCAGGCUCCCGGGGGAGAGGAAAGAGAUCAGCCGGGACAGUGACUAUCUGCUGGGCAUCAAGAGGCUGCGACGUCUCUACUGUAACGUAGGCAUCGGGUUUCACAUCCAAGUCUUGCCAGACGGCAGAAUCAACGGGAUUCACAACGAAAAUCGAUACAGUCUGCUUGAAAUUUCUCCAGUGGAAAGAGGAGUGGUGAGCCUAUUUGGUGUUAAAAGUGGACUCUUCGUAGCCAUGAAUAGCAAAGGCAAGCUCUAUGGAUCUACCCAUUUUAAUGAUGAGUGCAAAUUCAAAGAGAUUCUUCUGCCGAACAACUACAAUGCUUACGAGUCCAGGAUUUACCCUGGCAUGUACAUAGCUCUGAGCAAAAAUGGAAGAACAAAGAAAGGCAACAAAGUGUCUCCCACAAUGACAGUGACACAUUUUCUUCCUAGAAUCUGAGCCAUCUUCCUUUAGACCUAC